This is a messenger RNA of Fundulus heteroclitus (mummichog), 1982 nucleotides long. RefSeq names its product mutY DNA glycosylase (gene mutyh). The record is from RefSeq and is a predicted model, not a curated record. NCBI's taxonomy places the organism in Eukaryota, Metazoa, Chordata, Actinopteri, Cyprinodontiformes, Fundulidae. Gene Ontology annotation, molecular function: purine-specific mismatch base pair DNA N-glycosylase activity; 4 iron, 4 sulfur cluster binding; adenine/guanine mispair binding. Gene Ontology annotation, cellular component: nucleus. The transcript has 15 exons. Gene Ontology annotation, biological process: mismatch repair; base-excision repair. The coding region runs from base 102 to 1673 and encodes 523 amino acids.
UAGGCGUUCGCUGCAGAGCUGGCGGGAGCUACAAGGCGUUCAUGAGGUGCAGACCGUAGUCCUUCCCGCUGGAGAUAACUCCUGCAGGCAGGCUGGCGUUUAUGAUGAGCAGGUUACGUUCAGCUGUAGUUAAAGGCAAGAAAGGCCCAAUGGAGACGUUGGGGACAACCAUUUCAACCCGGAAGAGGUCCAAAACAUCUGUGAAAGCAGAACCAACCCCAACUUUGCUCCCAUCAUCUUCAUAUCACACGUUCUCCAAUCCUGCUGACGUUGUGCGGCUGCGGUCUCAGCUCCUGCGCUGGUAUGACAAGGACCAGAGAGAGCUGCCCUGGAGGACUCUGGCCGUGACAGAAUCAGACAUCAACAUCAGGACGUAUGCAGUGUGGGUUUCAGAAAUAAUGCUGCAGCAGACCCAAGUUGCCACAGUAAAAGACUACUACAACAGGUGGAUGAAGAGGUGGCCCACAGUGCAGGAUCUUGCGUCUGCUACAAUCGAGGAGGUAAAUCAGAUGUGGGCGGGCCUCGGCUACUACUCGCGUGGAAGAAGGCUGCAUGAAGGAGCGCAGAAGGUGGUCUCAGAGCUGAAGGGACAGAUGCCUCGGACUGUCGACAACCUGCUCAAACAGUUGCCUGGUGUGGGACGCUACACAGCUGCAGCCAUAGGGUCUAUUGCUCUGGGGCAGGUGACCGGCGCCGUGGAUGGGAACGUGAUUCGGGUGCUGUGUCGCCUGAGGGCCAUUGGGGCCGACAGCACGAGUCCCGGAGUGACGGAGGCUCUUUGGGGUCUCGCCAAUUUGCUGGUGGAACCAGAAAGGCCUGGAGACUUCAACCAGGCCAUGAUGGAGCUGGGAGCCCGAGUCUGCACACCCAAAGGGCCGCUAUGCAGCCAGUGUCCCGUCCAGUCUCACUGCCGCUCGUACCACAAGGUUCACGUAAAACAGGAGCAAAAUGCUAAGAAGCUGUUAGGAGAGUUGAACAUGCCUGAUAUUGAAGACUGCGUGAACGGCGGCGCCUGUUCCCUGUGUCCCUCGGAGCCGUGGGACGAUCGGCUGGGUGUUCAGAACUUCCCCAGAAAGCCGGCCAAGAAAGCUCCCCGGGCGGAGCGGACGCUGACCUGCGUGGUGACCCGGCCAGGAGGAGAAGGCGCUGAGGAGUACCUACUCGUACAGAGACCCCGCAAAGGUCUGCUGGCAGGUUUAUGGGAGUUUCCCAGUCUUCUGCUGCAGGAGGACCAGACCGAGGCGAAGCAGAAGAGCGCGCUGUGCGAACAAGUCAGCAGAAUACUGAGAAGCACUCUGACUGGGCACCUCCUCCAGUAUGUGGGAGAGGUGGUGCACAUCUUCUCCCACAUCCACCAAACCUACGUGGUCUACAGCCUGUGCUUAAAGGAGAGGGACGUCACACAGGCUGAGCCCGGGAAGGAACGGUGGGUCACCAGGUCUGGCCUACAGGAAGCCGCCGUGUCCACAGGGCUGAAGAAGAUUGUGAAGCUCUUUGAUGCUGUGAACAGCUUAAAGGAAAAAACCUCAAAGGAUGGAAAAAGACGAAAGCCUGAAGGACUAAAAAUUGACAAGAGGUCAACAAAAAAGGGUAGAAUGACUGGAGCUGACGGUGGAGGCAGACAGCUCUCUCUUAGCUCCUUUUUCAAGACGGUGAAAGAAGAGAGCAGUUAGUCCCUAAAGCUGAUUUUAGAUGUGCAUGUUUCUUUUUCUUUCCUUUGUCUCCCCUAUAUUAAAUCAGAGACCAAUGAAAGGUAUAGUCAACUGUGCUCAGAGAUUUUAUUCAACUAGACUUUUAUUAUAUCCUCUGUUAAAUAUCUAUUUUUAAAAUACAUUGUGUAGAUAAUUUUAUAUGUUUGAUAUACAUUUCCAGUCUUUUUCUUUACAUUAACACUGGUCAUGUUAAGUAAUCUUGUCAGUUAACCACACCUACUGUGUAAAAGAUAAUCUCAUCCCUCUAAUUAUAAUAAAACCAUUGAACCU